Molecule: messenger RNA, 1518 nt
Organism: Cebus imitator (Panamanian white-faced capuchin)
Lineage: Eukaryota; Metazoa; Chordata; Mammalia; Primates; Cebidae
Product: activator of 90 kDa heat shock protein ATPase homolog 2
Exons: 9
Coding region: 147-1151 (334 amino acids)
Biological process (GO): protein folding; positive regulation of ATP-dependent activity
Cellular component (GO): cytosol
Molecular function (GO): protein-folding chaperone binding; ATPase activator activity
Source: RefSeq, a predicted model, not a curated record
CCGGUCCGUGGGCGGGGCCUUCUGGCAGUUUCUGGGCGCUGCGAAGGCGCCGCUCCGGGGCUCGGCGGCCGGAAACGCCGGCUUCAGAGUCGCAGGCGCCCUGGCCUUUCCUUUUUCUCCGCCUAGGCCGUGCAGUCCGCGCAGCCAUGGCCAAGUGGGGUCAAGGGGACCCGCGCUGGAUCGUGGAGGAGCGGGAGGAUGGGACCAACGUGAACAACUGGCACUGGACAGAGCGGGAUGCCACCAGCUGGUCCAAAGGGAAGCUCCAGGAGCUCCUGGUGGGCAUUGUCGUGGAGAAUGAGGCUGGACGCGGUGAGAUCAGCGAGCUGAAGCAGGUGGAAGGUGAGGCUUCCUGCAGCAGCCGCAAAGGAAAGCUGAUUUUCUUCUAUGAGUGGAACAUCAAACUGGGCUGGAAAGGUAUCCUUAAAGAAUCUGGUGUGAAGCACAAGGGUUUGAUUGAAAUACCCAAUCUUUCUGAAGAAAACGAAGUAGAUGACACUGAGGUGAACGUGAGUAAAAAGAAAGGAGAUGGGGAUAUACUGAAGGAUCUUAUGAAAACUGCAGGCACCGCCAAGGUCAGGGAGGCCCUUGGAGAUUACCUGAAGGCACUUAAGACGGAAUUUACAAUGGGAAUGAUUUUACCUACGAAAGCUAUGACAACCCAGGAAUUGACUGGUAAAAGAAAACUGAGUGAGAAUACCCUGCAGGUUCAGGCCUCAUCUCCAGUGGCACCGGGUGUAAGGAUUCCCACUGUGGCUCUUCACAUGAUGGAACUGUUUGACACAACUGUAGAGCAGCUGUAUAGCAUCUUCACUGUGAAGGAUUUGGUGCAAAAGUUUUCUAAGUCGACUGCUGUAUUGGAAGCCGAAAAGGGAGGGAAAUUCCAAAUGUUUGAUGGGAACAUCACUGGUGAAUAUCUAGAAUUGUUAACCAACAAAAAGAUCGUCAUGAAAUGGAGAUGUAGGAACUGGCCAGAAGAACACUAUGCUACGGUUGCACUGAAUUUUGUGCCUACUCUAGGGCAAACAGAAUUACAAUUGGACUGUAAAGGAGUUCCUGUCUGUAAAGAAGAGAACAUGAAAUUCUGUUGGCAGAAGCAGCAUUUUGAAGAAAUAAAAGGUUUACUGCAGCUGACCCCCCUAAAUUGUUGAAUUAGUUAAGAUUUUUAUAAGGCAUUACUUUUUGUAAGUAGAAAAAGUGUCACAUUUACCUCUCCCUAUUUUUUUAAAGGAUCCUUAAUUUAUUUUAUAUUGGAUGAAAUCUAUGAACAUUAUACAAUUUAAAGCAUUGUUUGACUCUUUAUUAUAAUAACUAGAUACUGCAUUGAGUUAAAAGAAGUAGCAACCUGAAAUUAAUUAGGUAUUAACCUGGCCUUCCAUAGAUGUUCCUCUGAAAACAGAUCAAGUCCCUGAGUGCAGAUAGUUGACAUUUCCCAGGCUGAAGUUUGUCCUAUAGCAAGCUUGCUUGCAGCUGUACUUUUAGUUCAAGAUGAGAAAAAAUAAAUGGCAUGUUGAUACU